This is a messenger RNA of Scophthalmus maximus (turbot), 6421 nucleotides long. RefSeq names its product atrophin 1 (gene atn1). Gene Ontology annotation, cellular component: nucleus. The transcript has 10 exons. The coding region runs from base 373 to 5697 and encodes 1774 amino acids. Lineage: Eukaryota; Metazoa; Chordata; Actinopteri; Pleuronectiformes; Scophthalmidae. Gene Ontology annotation, molecular function: transcription corepressor activity. The record is from RefSeq and is a predicted model, not a curated record.
AAGGGGGUGGGGAAGAAGCGAGGGUACGCAUCAAUUUGUACAGUCUUCAGUUGGCACCCCUGUUUUCCCCUGCAACGGGUAGAAAGGGAUUUCUUCUGCCUUAUUGUUAUCAUCCGAGCCCGUUGCAAUAUGAGCCGGCACGAGCCCGUGUUGACAGACGCCUGGGCUCCGAGGUGUGCGCGUCAGCGUGCAGCAUAAAGCGAGCCAACAGAGGGAGAGAAAGGAGAGGGAGAGGGAGAGCACGCAUCGCUGGAUAUUAUAGGUUUUGGUAGCUCUCAUGCUGUAACACACAGCCCAGUCAGUAAGCAACAGGAACAAGUUCAGCCCCUGCAAUGGCUUGUGUUGUAAUAUGGACGUUAUAACGAAGGAACAAUGAAAACACGGACACACAAAGAAUCGAUGCCCAUGCGUAGUGGGCGACGGCGGGGGGCGAGUGAGGAGAGAAGGGGUAGACGCCCGCACCCCAGCCCCACUUGCCCUGAACGCAACGAUAGACAGACGCAAAGAGGUGCUGUUGAGGAAUUGGCUGGAAAUCGCUUCAGUCGCAGAUCACAAGGGCAUGAUUCAUCAGAGAGUGAGGGGGAGGAACUUGUGUCUCCUCCAAAGAGGCAGAAAGUUCAGGAUUCCGUCUCUACCCCAAACCCCCCAACAUCAACACAUUCGACUGACAGCUCUGCUCCUUCCACUGUCCCACCUCCAACCUCAGUUGCCAGCCAAUCCAGAGAGAGUGACAAUGAAGAUGGCCAAUCCCAGGGCAGCAGGAGUUCAGUUGUGGGGAGCCUGGCCAAUAGCAGCAGCAGUCUGAGUAGUGGGCGGGAUAUAGACCAGGACAAUCGUUCCUCAUCCCCAAGUCUCUCCGCUUCCCCUCUGGGUAGCCUCGACUCUGAUUCCGAUGGCCCCGACUCACCAAAGCAAGGAGAGAGGGAACGAGAGAAAGGCAAGGAAAGCGGAGCAGGGAAGGUGGCAGGAGAGGAGAGGAGAACGCUACGAGACGGGAGAGGGGAGGACUCCUGUGGAGAUGGAGAAAAGCGAGAUGUGGAUGCAAGAAUUGAAGACUGUCCUUCUCUUAAGCCCCCCUCCACUCCAUGCUCUUCUUCUGGUCUGACUCCCUCUCUCCGUGGAGCAGGGGAUUCAUCAAAUGACAGCAAUAGCGGGAGGAAGUCCUAUUUCUCCCUGGACUCCAAACUGAUGUGCAAAGUUGAGUAUGGUGGACCGACAGGCGUUGAUGGUGCACUUAGUGGCAACCGAAUGAAUUCCAAAGCCAGCACACAGUGUGUGACAAAGACAACUAUCUCGGGAGAUUUUUCCCAUAACAGCCCCAACAUUCCACACUCCUUGCCCCCUCCUCUUCCUCCUCCACCUGCCCUGAAGCCCUUAGAGCUUGGGGGACAAAACCUGCCUGCUGAGGUUAAGACAGAAAGAGACAAAAUAGAAAAAGCAGACAAACUCUUGGACAAGCCUCAGUCCACUCCUCCUUUGCUGUUGCCACAGACUGGCCCCCAGCCACAGUCCCAGCCUCAGACCCAGACCUCCACCCACCCUCAUCACUACAGCUCCACCAGCUGGCAGGGUGGCACAGCAACUGGUUGUCAGGGGAGCUGGGGCUACACCCGUUACCCUAGCAACCACCACCCACACCAACCACAGCACCAACCCCCAGUGCAGCAGCAGCAACUUCCCUCUGUUUACAACCCUCCGUCCUCUCGCCACUCCUCCUCCCACCCCUCUUACCUCCCCCAUCCUCAUCCUCACCCCCACAGGGAGUACCUUCCCAGGUACGCUGGAGGGGGAGGGGACAGAGAGAGGGGGGCUGCAGGAGAGAGGGAGAGGGGAGUGAGGGGGGAGUGUGGGGGGAGGGAGAUGAACAGGGAGUUCUCUGCUCCCAUUGGCAGUAGCAGCAACAAUAGUAGUGGGGGUAAUACUAAUAGUGCUUGUGGUGGGAUGGGUGGGCCCAACAGCAUCCAAGGAAGGGAGUUUGGGGCUCUGUCUGUGGGUCAGAACCGGGAGUUCCAAAGUUCUGGGAGAGAAGGACCAAACUUAGGUCCUGAAAGAAGAGACUUCGGUCCAGCUUUCAGAGACAGGGAGCGAGAAAGGGAACGUGACCGUGAAGGAGGAAGAGAGUUUCCUCUGCCAAACCAAAAUCAGAGUAGAGACUUUGGCCCCAAUGGAGCUGGAGGGGGGCAUCCCAGAGACAAAGAUGGAGGCAGAUGGGGUGAGUUUGGGGGCCAGACAAGAGAGGUUGUAGGCAACAAUAACCCAAACAACAGCUCCAUCCCCCAGGGAAACCCUCCAAGUUCAACCACGGGGCUACCUGUCACCCCCAUGCUGAACCGAGACCCACCUGCAUCACCCCAAAACAACCCUAGUCACCCCUCUCAUUCCUCCCUGCCUUCACACCCCCACCCACAUCCCCCAAACUCCUCUAACCGAGACUUCCCUCCUCCAAUGGACCAGGCACAAACCCCCUCCUCUGGAGCAGACCACUUUCACAGAGAAUAUACUCCCACUGGAGGAAAAGACUUUCCUGUCGGGGGGCCUUCUUCUGCUGGCACAAAUCGAGAGUACCUCAGCUCCCCUGGGGUGACUCCGAACCUGGGACGAGAGUUUUCAGGGCCUGGAGGAACCCAACACCCCCAUGCACCUCACCCCCACUACCAGUCUGCACCCAGAGACAGAGAAAGGGACUCAAACCUGCGAGAGUCUGCUUUGUACCAAAACCGUGGAGGCCCAAACCAACCUCCUGCACUCUCUCCUUCCUCCUCUUCCAGCCACCAUGUACACCCUCCAAAUGCUCCUUACCCUCCACCACCACCUCAGCCCUCUCUAGCCCCACCUCAAACCUCCCAUGCCCAGGCACCCCCAUCAGGUAUGGCACCCAGUGUACGGCCCCAACACUACCAGUCCUCUGCCCAGACUCCUCCAACACCUUUGUCUCCCUUACCCAGCCCAUCCACCAAUCAGAUGGGAGGCUUCUCAUCUUUUCCUCCUGGCUCCACUUCUGCACCCAAUAUGCCACUUCCUGGGCCAGGUGUGUCAUCAAGCUGUUCAUCUGGAUGUCGCCCCUCCCCAUUCCACGGCACUUUGAACAGCCACCCUCCAUUCAGUGGAACGUACCACUCCAAUGGGAACAGUGGCAGUAACAUGCCUAACAGCAAUAGCAACAAUAGCGCACCCAAUAGCAGCAAUACCAACUCACAUUCACUCUCGCCUCAAAAUGUGUCAAAAGGACCUCCGCCUCUUAGUAACUCUGUUAACAACAACAGUGUCUCGACUCCUGCCUCCAGUUCUUCACUCCCCGGUGGAGAAGGACAUUCAGAUUCAGGCCCACCUCCCACACCUGUUAUAAAGGAAGAACCAAUAGAAGAGAGGGAAGAGAGUGAAAGCCCGCCACCGAUGUUAAGAAGCCCCUCUCCUGAACCCAAACCUGUUGACAUUCCCAUCCACGCCAGUCAAUCAGCACGGUUUCACAAGGUCCUUGACCGUGGACCCGGGAACUCCUGUGCCCGCAGCGAUGUCCUCUUUGUCCCGUUGGAUGGCUCCAAACUGUGGAAGAAGAGGAAUGAGAUGAUCGAAAGGGCCCGAAGGGAGGUCGAACAGCGGGCCAGAGACCUGCGAGAAAAAGAAAGGGAAAGAGAAAGGGAGCGUGAGCGUGAGAGAGAACUGGAUCGACAUCUACAGCAGCAGAAGGAUGUCAAUGCCGCUGGAGUGGGCCGCCAGGGUUCCUCACUCUUCUUUCCCUCCUCGUCUUCUAUCAUCCUUGACCCUUCAUCUUCCUCCUCUUCUUCCUCAGGCAACCCUGUCUCCCAUUCAUCCCCUCACCCCCAGCAUCAUCCCUCACAUCCACAUGCUCACCUUCCCCCAGCACACCAUCUUCAUCCCACCCUCUCUCACUCUAUCCCCCACUCCCUCCUCCUGCCAUCCAUGGGUGGGGCAUCAGCUGUGGUUGGAGGCCCACAAGGGGCCCUGGGAAUAGGUUUAGGAGGUCCAUACCUAGGCCCAGACACCCCAGCGCUGAGAACCCUGAGCGAGUAUGCUCGCCCUCAUGCUAUGUCUCCUCUCGGGGCAGCAAGUCGUGCCCAGGCACACCACCAACAAGUUCACCAUGGCCAUCCCCAUGUUCACCCAUCAUUCUUCCUUCCUCAAUUCCAAAACCAUGCUUUAGGCCACCCCCACCACCUGCCUACUGAUGCAGCUACAGCAGCAGCCAUCUUGGGCUUUUUGUAUGGUGGCAGUCUUGAAGGUGGUCCAGGUGUUGGUGGCCACCCAGGGAUGGCAGGAGGCCCAGUACCUGGGGGGAUUGGGGGUGCAGGAUUAGGAGGAGUUGGAUUUCCUCAUGCUGUGGCUGCACAUCGAGAUCGAAUAAAGCAAGGAUUUGAAUUUAAGAGUGAUGAGCGUGUUUACCCACCAGGGUCUAUACAUGAUCAUGCAGCUCUGGCUCUUGCUCACUCACAUUCGCAUGCCCAUGCUCAUGCUCAUGCUCAUGCCCAUGCCCAUGCCCAUGCCCAUGCUCAUGCCCAUGCUCAUGCUCAUGCUCAUGCUCAUGCUCAUGCCCAUGCCCAUGCCAAUGCCCAUGUGCAUGCACACCCCCUGCUCCUUGGAGGAGGUUCUGGGGCACCUAAUGAGGUGUCUCUCUAUGGCACUCCUCCUCCCCCAGCUCCUCCUGGCCCUCCACACCUUCAGAACCCAACCAUGGCCCCAUUAACUCGACCUCCCAACCCUCCGGCCCCUCAGUCUCUGUCCAAUCCACCUCCCUCAUCUCUCCUCCCACCCUCACUCCCCUCUCACCCAUCAUCUGCGGCACCUACUGCCCCGCCAGCUCCGGCAGCCCCUGCCGCUCCUCCGCCAGCUCCUCCUCCACCAGCUCCACCGACCUCCAAUGCCGCCUCACCUCACCACCCAGUCCCUCAUUCUUCUUUUCCCAGCUCCCUGUCCUCUCAUCAGCCACCAGCCCCUGCUCCUGCCACUCCCACUGAGGCUUACCCCACUCCGACUCGCUCACCCGCCUCUUUUGAACGAGACAGGAAUGGGGAAAGAGAGCGGGAGAGGGAGAGAGACAGAGACAGAGACAGAGACAGAGCAGCUUUGCCGCCCUUUGGGGACAGAGAGAGAGAAAGAGAGAGGGAGAGAGAAAGGGGAGGAAGUGGUGGAGGAGGUGGAGGAGGAUCGAGUGGGGGAAGUGGAGGAGGAUCGAGUGGGGGAAGUGGGGGAAGUGGUGGAGAAAAUCUGGGACGUCUUCAGAUGCUAAAUGUGACGCCUCAUCACCACCAGCACUCACACAUCCACUCACAUCUUCACCUACACCAGCAAGACACAGCGGCGGGCGGGGUUCACCCCCUGAUGGACCCGUUGGCGUCGGGGUCUCCUUUGGCACGCCUCCCUUACCCAGGAGCCACACUAGGCACUCCCAUCCUGGCUCACCCCCUCACUGACAGCGAGGUGCUCCGCCAACAGCUGUUCGGUGAGGAGAAGGCUCCUCGUCCAUGUGCUCCUUUCCGUGACUUGCCCCAGCCGUCCUCCCUCACUGGUCCCAUGUCAGCGGCCCACCAGCUCCAGGCCAUGCAGCAGGCCCAGAGUGCAGAGCUGCAAAUCCAGAGACUGGCCCUGGAACAACAGUGGAUCCAUCACCACCACCACCACUCCCUCACCCAGGACGAGUAUUUCAGUCACCUGAAGAAAGAAAGUGACAAGACCCUGUGAGGGAGGGGCACAACAAAGAGCAGCAUGGAGAAAACGAGGGAGAGAGUGCGUGUGCAAAAUAAAACGAAUAAAGCAAAGCAAAAGCACUGGAACACAGUGAAGGAAUAAAGACUCAAAACAAAAGCUGGACUAAAGGACGGGGAAUUCGUUCAAGAAAACAAGAAGAUUUUGAAAGAUUAAAAAAAAAAACAGAGUGGAGGAGGGUGUGAAAUGUUCACCACCGUAAAGAUCCAGACUCCAGUGCUUCCCUGCAUUAUGUUCUUGAACUCCAGUCCUGUUUUGUAUUGUGCUCCGUACAGUAUAUUAGAUGGGGCAGCUAUAGUGAAGUACAGUAUGUGUAAAAUACUUUUGCCAGAAGGAAUGUGUACAUGAGUCUCUUUUCUGUCAUUGCAUGUAGCUAGGCGCUUAUUCUGAACUGGUGGAACUUUUGGUUCUAUUUUUAGUAAUUACCCCCUCUUUUGUAUCCGAGGGGCGUUCUAUAUGCAUGAGACCAGCAAUUUAGUGUUAUGUUAUGUUUAUGAUCAAUAGUAUUGUUAUUAUGAUUAAUGUUGUCUGUUUGUUGAUAAUGAUAUAAUUAUAUAUACAGUACAUAUUAUUUUUAUUAUUUUUUUACAUUUUCAUGGUAUGGCAGGCAGUUUUUAUUUUUAUUUUUUAUGUUGAAUUUACCUUGUGAAACAAGAUGCAAAUGAAGGCAAAAAAAUCUGGAAAUAAAUUAUAAUCUUUU